Molecule: messenger RNA, 4814 nt
Organism: Megachile rotundata (alfalfa leafcutting bee)
Lineage: Eukaryota; Metazoa; Arthropoda; Insecta; Hymenoptera; Megachilidae
Gene: ebo
Product: exportin ellipsoid body open
Biological process (GO): protein export from nucleus
Molecular function (GO): nuclear export signal receptor activity; small GTPase binding
Source: RefSeq, a predicted model, not a curated record
UAAUAAAAAAAAAUGGAGAGUAGUAAAUAAAUGUAACUUGAUAUUUUAUUUUUCGCGGUGUAAUAGCAAAUCUAUAGUAAUGUGUGACUAUAGUUUGGUCAUUCCUUUUGGUGGUUGGCUACAUUUCUAGUUACAAAUAAUGGUAAAUAUUCACAUAUUGUAUUUACAUGAAUUGUAUACAUUUUGUAUGUAUGAAAGAGUCAAGGCAUCAAGCAUUUAUUGCUUUAUUGCUUCAAACAUGACGUUUGACAACUAAAAGCCUAACCUUGUUUGCUUUGUACAUUUAUAUAUUGCAUUUAUUAGUAACAACAUUCUGUGACUAUAGCUAUCAUGGACAAUGAUGCAGCUGCUCUGCAGAAUUUGGAGCAUCUCAUGACAGAAUUUUUUUCACCACAAACAACUAAUGAACGAAAACGUACCAUUGAACAGAGCUUUCAGGAAUUUGCAGGACAAAUUGAUUCCUGGAGACCUUGCUUACAUUUUUUAUCGUCUACUAAUAAUCAUCAUGUUAGCAUGUUUGCUCUAUCCACUUUAGAGAUUACAAUUGGAAGGCGAUGGCCAAUUCUUCCAUGGGAAGAUAGGGCACUUACAAGAUCUACUUUAUAUACCUUGUCGUUAGAAAGAGGUGUAGCUCCUUUUGUAAGAAAUAAGGUAGUCAAAUUAGUUGUGGAUAUUGCAAGGCAUGACUGGCCACAUUUUUAUCCAGAUUUUUACUUAAAUAUUUUACAGUUGCUGAGUCAUAAACACACAAGACUGUUGGGCCUCAUUUAUCUGAGAACAGCUUCAGAGGAAUUAGCAACUCCAAGAGAAGACUUACCGAUACAAAGAAAGAAUGAGUUACUUAGGUUUCUUAGUGCUCAAGUACCUUUAACUUUGGAAACUCUUACAAUACUUUUAAGAGAAGCAACAAAAUUGCAAAGUCGUUCUGGAACAGUUACACCACCUCCAUCACCUACCAGUGGUCAAAAUGUAGCACCCGCAAGAGCCAUUUUAGAUGUGGAAGGAUUAUCUACAGGAACUAGCGAAGUGUGUAUAGCUACAUUGGAUGUAUUAGCUCAUUUAUUUAGUUGGAUUGAAUUAUCUGAACAUAUCUCUACUAACUUAUUGGAUGCCAUUUUCACCUGUGCCAGGUAUCACGAUGCGAUGAAUGGAAAACAAGUAGAAAUGGCUGUGCAAGCUGUUACUACGAUAAAUGAACUUUUAUAUAGACCAUUGUGUUCUCCUGAUGUAACUGACAGAUUAUUGGUAGAGAUAUUUCAGAAUGGAGUUACAUUAUUUCAGCUUUUAGAACGUUUGGAUUCUGUCAAUGAAAGUUAUAUGGAGAAGCUAACAGAAUUCUUACAAUUAUUUGUAACAAAUCAUCUAAAGAGAAUUGAAUCAUGUCCUAAAUUUCCAGUGAAUACGUUAUUAGAAGUCUUGUGCCAUCAUACUUUUCAACAAUGCUCAACAGUGAACGGAUACUUAAGAUGCUUAGAUGUUUGGACCACUCUUUUAGAAAGUACACAAUCUCGAUACUCUCCAGUAGCACUAGCUGUUGCUGAGAGAGUAUUGCAAAAGAUGAGUUUUAAACUUAAUACACGCAUAUUAAAAGACCUCGAUACGGAAAGUUUGGAUGAAAAUGAAGAAACAGAAUGGCAGCAUUUUUUAAGAUGUAAUAUAGAAUGUUUGGCAAAAGUAGCAGAUAUUUCCCCAAUCCCAGUUUUCACAUUACUGUAUCGUUCUUGGAGAGAAGGUUUGAUAAUGUUUGGAGAACUAGGCACCGUUAUUGCGAAUAAUCAAGUAAUUUUAUUAAACGAGUCAGAAGCUUCAAAUGUACAUGCACAUUUACGAGAUUUAGCUUCUACAACUCAAGCACUGGCUCGAUUAUAUUCACUCUUCUUGGGAGAUAAUCAAAGUAUUGAUCAAUCAUUAGCUGAAGAAGUAGUGUCUCAAACAUUGGAUGCAUGUAAAUUUGCGAAAUCCAAUCAGUUAUAUAAAGCAUCAUUACAACCAGCUGCAAUUGUGAUAGAUCUCAUAGAAGUUCAUUCACAGUUGUUAGCAUCACUUCAAGCUUGGUGCCAUUGGAUAGCUAACAAACCAGAAAAAGCAAAAGAAUCACUUUGUCAGCAAUGCAUUGAUUCGUGCAUUUCAGCAUUAGAUUAUACAACAUUCUGUGAUAAUCCUCCACCGGCAAGUUUAACUCAUUCCGCGACUCAUCUUUUUCAAAGUAUUACUGCUAUUCUAAAACCUGUAUUAUGGGAUGAACCUACAUUCAGAAACUUGAUUUCUAUGGUAACAUAUCCAUUUUUGAAACCUGAUACAAUAAAGGUACUGAGAAGAGCAUUGGUGAAUGCUAUUGUUCUACCACAUGGAGAUGGAAUCAUUAGAGAAAGAUUAUUAGUUACCAUGAUAUCAACUUUGUCUGCACCUCUCGGUUCAGAAGGACAACCCGCACCUACAAAAUCUACAAUUUCAAUGACAGUAGUACCAUUAACUCAGUUACUAAAUGACUGUUCUGCGUCAUCUACGACGAUAAAAAAAAUGUUACAUUCAUGUUUGGGGCCAACGAUAAAUCGAAUAUUAGAAUUGUUGCCAUAUAUGAUAAAGUGUCAAAUUAUCUGUGAAAUGUUGCUUAGUUUCCUACAUUCAGUAUUUUUAGUAUUACAACAACAAUUAGGUCCUGAAUUUACUCAAAACGCGGUUCAGGGACUGUUGCACAUUUAUACAAGAGAAAAUAUACCUGCUGGACCUGCUCUAGAUCAGUUAUUGGAAAUUUUAAUAUUAGUCGUAUCAGCAACUAGCAGUGCAUUUAAAGCAUUUGUUCCUUCAGUGACUAAUUUAUGUUUGGGACAAGUGUGGCCUGUUAUUGGAAAUGAUCUUAGUUCAUAUCCAGAUACUACACUUGUUUUAUUAAAGCUUUUUCAUAGCAUACUCAUGCAUAGAUGGCAAUACUUUUAUAAUACUUCUGUAUUACUUACUCUUGGUCAUCCCGAUGAAGAAGAAUCAGUUGAACAUAAAGAAGAGUUAGUUGCAAUUUUAGAAGCGUUUGGCCAAGCUCUUCUCCAGCCCGAUGUUAAUAUAUUUCGUCAAAGUUUACAAAGUCUUGAACAGUUAAAUAUACAAUGGAGACUUUAUCAACGAGCUAUAUUCAAAGCUCACUUGCUUGAGAGAUUUUUAAUGGCAUUAUUUACGGUUCUAUUUCAACAGUCCCAUAAUUUAUUAGCAGAUGAAAUUGCAACUGCUAUACAUAGUUUAGCUUCAGUUAAUAUAGCAUGGUUCUUUGGACAUUUCUUGCCAACAUUUUUAGCAAGUUGUGAAGGUGUGGACGACAUGCAGAAAGCUACUCUAUUAGGAAACUUUGAUAAAUCUACGGUCAUAGAAUCGGUUGCACCAGCAACUGGUAAAGUAAUAGCAAAAGUCCGAACAUCAUCUCCCCAAGAAGUGAAUAAUGCUGUUGCAGAAGCACGCAAAGCCUGGCCUCAAUGGACAUCUUUGUCAAUGCCAGCGAGGGGUGAAAUAGUACGACAAAUAGGAAAUGAACUUCGAGAAAAUUUAAAACCGUUAGGACAAUUAGUAUCUUUAGAAACAGGAAAAAUAUUGUCAGAAGGUAUUGGAGAAAUUCAAGAAUAUAUCGAUAUUUGUGAUUAUGCCGUUGGUUUAUCUCGAAUGUUACCCGGCAAAGUAAUUCCAUCCGAAAGAACAAAUCAUGAACUUUUAGAAAAAUGGAAUCCUCUUGGAGUUGUAGGCGUUAUUUCUGCAUACAAUUUCCCCGCCGCCGUUUAUGGCUGGAACAGUGCAAUAGCAAUGGUUUGUGGAAAUACAAUGGUUUGGAAAGGAGCGCUUACUACUCCUUUAAUAUCUAUUGCAACAACAAAACUGUUAGCAAAUGUGUUAGAACGAAAUGGUAUACCAGGUGCGGUCGCGACUUUGAUAUCAGGUGGAGCAGAUGUUGGUGAAGCUCUCGUUACUAAUACACGUGUACCUCUUGUUUCAUUCACUGGAAGUACUGCUGUUGGAAAAAAAGUGGCUCUUCAGGUCCAAGAAAGAUUUGGAAAAUUCUUAUUAGAGUUAGGAGGAAACAAUGCAACGUUAGUUGCUGAGGAUGCAGAUAUAGAUAUGGCAGUUAAGGCAGUAAUGUUUUCUUCUCUGGGAACAGUUGGACAAAGGUGCACAGCUACCAGAAGAUUAAUUCUUCACAGUAAAAUAAAGGAUGAAUUCGUAGAAAAAUUAAAGGUAGCAUAUCAGAAUGCCUUGCAGAGGAUAGGAGAUCCUUUGGAUGAAAAUACUUUGUAUGGACCAGUGCAUAGUCAACGCACAAUAGACGAAUAUAAGAAAACAAUAGAAAUCGCCGUAAAGAGCGGAGGAAAAGUUGAAUUUGGUGGAAAACAAAUAAAUAGACCUGGUUUCUACGUUGAACCAACGAUUAUUACGGGCCUGUCACCUAAUGCUGAGAUAGUUCAGAAAGAAACCUUUGCACCAAUUGUAUACGUUUUUACAGUCAAUUCUUUAGAAGAGGCUAUUACAGUCAAUAAUGAUGUGCCACAAGGGUUAAGUAGCGCCCUAUUUACUAAAAAUCUAGGAAGUGUAUUCAAGUGGAUUGGUCCUCAUGGCUCUGACUGUGGAUUAGUGAAUGUUAACGUCGGAACUAGCGGUGCUGAAAUAGGUGGUGCAUUUGGAGGAGAAAAGGCCUCAGGCUUGGGUCGCGAAAGUGGAAGUGAUGCAUGGAAAUAUUACAUGCGACGUUCAACUGUAACUAUCAAUUACGGAGAUGAUAUGCCAUUGUCCCAAGGCUUAAAGUUUGAAUAAUUACACUACAAUUGAUUUCAUGAAAAUAU